AUGAACUUCGCAUGUAAGAUCUUAGCCAGCUUCCUCCUGAUUUUCAUCCCUUCUACCAAAGGUCACAGCCAGCUGUGCCUGGCAGUGAGUCUCAAGGCCUCAGAGACUGUCUUGCUUUUUAUAGGUGUAGCUCCUCCAGCUAGCGAGGUCCUGGGUAUCCUGCACCAUGACAUCGUGAUCAUUCCUGAUCCUCCAAAGAAGGACAAUAUACUACAUGACAUAGCAUGGAAAAAAGACGGAAGGAGGAUUAUACGAUGUAUAAAUGGCAUGAUUACUAACGAGAAUAAGGAAAAAUACCAAGUAUUUGAAAAUGGAACUCUGAAAAUUAAACAUCUGCAAAGAAAUGAUAGUGACAGCUACGAGGUAAACCUAUAUAAUUCGGAUGGACACAACAUAUUGACGCAAACAUUUGCUCUGAAGAUUCUAGAGAGGGUCUCAAAACCCGUGAUCAACUGGAAUUGUACCAACAAAACCAUGACCUGUGAGGUAACACAAGGAACUGACCCUAAAAUAACACUGUAUCGAUAUAGGAUCAGCAUCAAAGAAGGCCAGAAGGCCAUCACGUACAAGUGGACCACCAAACCAAAUGCACCAUUCAACUGCACAGCAACUAACGGUGUCAGCGGGGAAACCAGCGUGGUGGACAUUGACUGUUCAGAGAAAGGGCUGGAUAUGCCCCUCAUCAUUGGCAUUUGUGGUGGAGGCAUUUUCUUCUUCCUCUUUGUGGCACUCCUCAUUCUCUUCAUCAGCAAGAGGAGAAAACAGCACAGAAGGAAAAACGGUGAGAAACUGGAACUCAGAGCACACAGAAGCACCUCUGAGGAAAGGAGCCGGAGGCCCCACCAAAACCCAGCCUCAGCUCCUCCCACUGCAGCCGCAUCCCAAGCUCCUCCUCCACCUGGUCAUCGUCCCCAGGCACAUGGUCCUCGCCCCCCGCCUCCUGGCCACCGUGCCCAGCACCCGCAGCAGAAGAGGCCCCUGCCUCCCCCCGGCGCCCAUGUCUACCAACAGAAAGGACCUCCUCUCCCCACGCCUCGGGUUCAACCGAAACCUCCCCGUGGAGCCAGAGAAAACGCCAAACUGUCUUCUGGCAGAGCUGACCCCAUCCUUUGAUUAGAAGAGGUAGAAACUGUGCCUUCCUGGAAAGGCACCGUGGGGCUCCUGCACUCGGUGCGGACGCCUGCACUUCUACCAGCUGCGUCCCACAAGCAGGGCGUCAUCACCUCCCGGCUCCUGGCCCAGAGCCACACCUGCACACCCCUCAGCCACAUGGUCUCACAUCUGGAGUCACUGGCCUCCUCCUCAAGUGCCACCGCACCCAGAAGGGAGAGACAAUAAAGUGCAAUCAUUAGGAUGAGGGGUGACCGAGCACGAAACCCUAGAGCGCUCCGCGCCUCCCUGAGCGACAUCCAGCAGCCGCUGUGCCCGUGUCUCGUUACCAGCCACCUGCCCGAUGCAGAGACUCUGGGGUUUCUGAUGUGCCUGGUGGACACUUGCCUACCAUCU
This is a messenger RNA of Eptesicus fuscus (big brown bat), 1506 nucleotides long. It is a transcript of the gene CD2, whose product is annotated as CD2 molecule. The coding region runs from base 1 to 1113 and encodes 370 amino acids. NCBI's taxonomy places the organism in Eukaryota, Metazoa, Chordata, Mammalia, Chiroptera, Vespertilionidae. The transcript has 5 exons. The record is from RefSeq and is a predicted model, not a curated record. Gene Ontology annotation, molecular function: signaling receptor binding. Gene Ontology annotation, biological process: positive regulation of type II interferon production; cell-cell adhesion. Gene Ontology annotation, cellular component: membrane.